CAUGGAACGGACAAGCUAACCACAACCAAGACUGUCAAAGUAGAGGCGGGAUCUGGAGGAUCUGGAAAAGAAAUCCAGAAGCAUACAGAAACUGUAACGACCACAAGACUGACAUCUCUACCCCCAAAGGGACACAGCAGCUCUGUGAGCAACCAACAGGUGAACAGCUCCGGCUCUGGAGGAGCUUCAGGAGGAGCUGUUCUGCUGGAGAAGAAGAUCAUCUCCCAGACAAGUGCUAAAGGGGGCGCUUCCAGAAGUUAUGUCAUAUCCUCCUCCUCAUCUGGAAGUUCAGCCAGUAGCAGUUCAGGAGCAGGAUCUGUGAUCGGUGGAUUUGACGGAAUAUCUCGUGAAAUCAGUGUAACCGGUCCAAUUAGUAGCUCUACGGUUAAAAGCUCUAGUUCUGUGGUUAAAAGCUCUAGCGGUGUCUCUACCUCCAUCACAACAGUUGGCAGUUCCUCAGCAACAGGUGGAGACCUUUCUUCAGGAUUUGGGUCCGGCUCGUCUUCUGAGUUUGUGUCUGGUUCUUCAGGCGGUUCUGUUUCUGGAGGGAGUAUGAACAUCUCCAGAAGUGGAGGAGGUGGUUCUGGCUCCUCUGCAGUCAUGUCUGCCGGAGGAGCUUCCAGCUCCAUGACUGUCACCAAGUUCAGCUCCUCGUCCCCUAGUGGAACAAGGAAAGGUUUGAAUUACAGCACAGUCCCUACUGAGAGAAAGACCAGUCUGAACCCUUACACUGGAGGAUAUGAGGAGAGCUCCAGUGGCAAUUCCUCCCCUGAAUACAUAAAGAAAGAGUACGUUUCGACAAGCGUUGCCACCAGAGGGCGCACUCAGACACGAGAGAGUGAGAUCAGAGCCAGAUUGCAGAGUGCUUCACCCUCCACUAGAUGGACAGAGCUGGAUGAUGUAAAGAGAUUAUUGAAGGGAAGUCGCUCCGGGAGCAUCAGUCCACCUCGUUCUCCCACCAGCACUCUGCCUAUCCCGAAAAAAGCCAGCGUGGACACGCGCCACGAGAGUCAGUCGGGUUAUGACGGCUCAGUCCUGGACGCUGGAUUCAGUGGAUAUUACACCAACCCAAACAAUCUCAGUUACACCACACUGCAACAACCAUCAUCACCCACAGGUGGCAUGCAGAAUAAUCUGAGCCUCAGCUCGUCUGGCCUUGGUAGUGCAGUGUAUGGGAUGCAGAAUAACCUGUCAACAUCUGGCGGUGCUCUCAUGGCUAAUGGAAUGAGUGUUGGCCAUGUUCCAGUGUAUGGAGCACAGAAGAAUGUUGGCAGCACUGGAAUGGCCUCCAGUAUUACUGCUGUUCCCAGCAGCCCUAUCACCUCUGAUGAUGUUUUUGUGAAAGAUGGCAAGUUUAUUGCGACUGGAAAAGAAAAUGUAGAGACAGAGAGACUGAUCAUGUCCAAAAACACUGGCAAACAGUUCGUCACAUCCACCACCAGUGCUGGAGCAGAUACAUUUUCGGAAGAUUUACUCAAGAGGGAGAAAAAGAUGAUCUCGAGCACUAUGGAAACCACCACUGCUUCCAAAGCCUCAACAAAAGACAAGGCAACCUAUGCAGAGAUCCGUAAAGAUGAGUCUGACGGCACAGGACUGGGAUUCUGUUCCUGCUGCUCGUGGUGGAAGUGGCUUCUGGCAUCGAUUAUUGGUCUUCUCCUUCUGCUGGGACUCCUCUGUGGUCUCAUCGCUCUGGGUGAGGAGGUCAGGAAGCUAAAGGCUCGAGUGGACGCUAUUGAUGGUGGAGAAGGCGCAGCCUCUGCUCGAACCAGUCGUUUAUCCUCCUCCUCGGUGGUCAACAUUGUGGAUCCACUGGAAUCUUCAUACGCCGAGCGCAUCUCUGGUGUCCGUGCCGAUAACACUAUAAACCUGGGUUCAGCACCCACUGCACAAGACCCUGUGGUCCUGCAGAGGACCAUCCAACAGAUCCUCAGAUCUGAACUGCAGUCGGACACCGUUAGAGCAUCACUGGCAACUUCACUUAGGGGUGAGAGAGGAGAACCUGGGCCUAAAGGAGACCAAGGACCUCCUGGAGUUAAAGGUGAACCAGGAUUUCCUGGAAUUCCAGGUCCUCCUGGUCUCAUUGGUCACCCUGGACAGGAAGGUCCUCGAGGACCCAAAGGAAGUUCAGGUGAAUCAGGAACUGAUGGCUUACCUGGGCCGAGGGGGCGGGAGGGGCCAGCGGGUCCAAGAGGAGAACCAGGACCUCCAGGAAUUGGAAGGAAAGGAGAGAAAGGCUCAUCUGGCGAUGUUGGUGCACCUGGGCUAGCAGGACCACCAGGCCCCAUGGGACCAAAAGGUGAUGCAGGUGCACAAGGAGUACCAGGGCUUACAGGAGCUCCUGGACCCCAAGGCUUCCAUGGAGACUCUGGUGGUCCUGGACCCAAGGGUGAUAAAGGACCUGCUGGGCCACCUGGGGUCAAAGGUGAUCAAGGAGAGAGAGGGCCACGGGGUGCCACUGGUGAGCCAGGUCUGGUCGGACCAGCAGGGCCUCCUGGUGAGAAAGGUCUUAAAGGAUCCGCAGGUGCUCCUGGGCCAGAUGGUGUUAAAGGAAUUCGAGGGGAUCAAGGUCCGAUUGGGUUGCCUGGAGCUCGGGGACCAUCAGGGCCUCCUGGAGAUGCAGGAAUACCAGGUGAGCCUGGUGAGCCCGGAAGAGUCAUUUCUGCAGGCGCCAAUACUAACACUGUGGGUAUACCUGGACCACCUGGACCUCCUGGAACUCCAGGUCCUGCUGGACCACCUGGACUGUCAGGUCCUAUUGGUCCUGCUGGUCUUCCUGGUCCACCUGGUUCAAAGGGAGAUAAAGGAGACAAAGGAGAUGACGGGAAGCCUGGAGUCUCUGAGAGUGCAGGGAAGGGAGCUGCAGCUGAACCUGGUCCUCCUGGCCCACCUGGUCCACUGAGACCACCCGGACCGCCUGGUGACAAUGGGCAACCAGGUGUUGGUCAGCCUGGUCCUCCUGGUGAAAAGGGUGAACCAGGAAGCUUUGUACCCACUUCAGGUGAUGCUGGAGUCCCAGGGGCCCCUGGCAUUCCAGGUUAUUCCUACGGUGGAGGAUCCAGAAGUGCUCCAGGACCACCAGGUCCACCUGGACCCCCAGGACCUCCUGGAGCACCUGGUUCCCCGAGUGGUGGCUCACCAGAUGUUGUUCAACAGAUUUCAGACUUCCUCAGAAGUGAACCCAUCAGAGAAUACCUGGCUGGACCUCCAGGCCCACCUGGACCACCCGGACCUCCCGGAUCAGCCUCCGAGGAUGCACUGACUAACCGUGUCCUAGAUUACCUCCAAAGAGAUGAGGUGAGACAGUACCUGAUUGGUCCUCCAGGGCCCCCAGGACCCUCAGGUGUGCCAGGUGGAUAUGGCUUUAACACUCAGGAAGUUGCUGGACGAGUGCUGAGCCUGAUGAAUGAUGCUGGUUUCAGAGGUCUGCCAGGACCCCCGGGUCCCCCAGGACCUCAAGGACCACCAGGAAGCGCUGGAGGAAUAGUGUCUUAUGCAGUGAAUGAAAACCAACAGCAAAUCCGUGCAGAGCCUCUGGAGUACAUCAAGAGUCACCCAAGGCCUUGCGAGAAUUUGGAUUACCCAGCCAUCGCUAAACAGGUUGCAGAGUACAUUAUAUCUAAUGGCCUGUUACGGGACAAAGGUGUUUUGAUAGAAUCAGCAGGACCACCAGGAUUACCCGGACAUCCAGGACCACCUGGACCAACUGGUUUAGGGCUUCCAGGACAAGAUGGUAGGCCAGGGUUUCCAGGACCACCUGGACCUCCAGGAAUCAUUCUAGAACCCAACAACAUGACUGAGAUCAUGGACUAUAUCAGAGAACACCAUAUGAUCGGACCACCAGGGCAGAAAGGGGAUCUGGGACCCAGAGGUGACCUUGGUUUUCCUGGUGUACCUGGUGUACCUGGUCCACCUGGCCCCGAGGGUGUCAGAGGUUUUCCUGGUAACCCUGGCCUCCCGGGCUACCAAGGAGCGAAUGGACAAAAAGGAGAGAAGGGGGAGGCUUCAUAUGUCACUCAGAGGAGGAGGAGGAGGAGGAGGAGGAGCACAAGAAUUUAGACAGACAGCAGUGUGUUUGCCUUUAGAAGCUAAUGCUUUAAAAUGACAUGUACACAUUUUAAUUUAGUCUUUUCUAUUUUUUUUUUGUCAAUGAUUUGUUACCAAAAUAUAAAUAUAUUCACACUCAAUUAACAAGCAUUACAGACUAAAUUCAAAUGUACUACUACAGUUUUUAAAGAAAAACAAAAAAUGUGAGUGCAUGACUGCAAAAUGGGAUUUAAUGUAAUCUGGGGAUAUUGAUGUUUAAAAUUAGCUUCUUUUUUUGUCAUUUGAUGUGCUAAAAAUGCUUUUAUUAUUACAGACUUUCAAUAGCAUCAGAAGUGGCUUGACUUUUAAACUGAGAAAUAAAGACUGAUUUUUUUUCUAA
This is a messenger RNA of Ctenopharyngodon idella (grass carp), 4423 nucleotides long. Its product is annotated as collagen alpha-1(XVII) chain-like. The transcript is spliced from 45 exons. Lineage: Eukaryota; Metazoa; Chordata; Actinopteri; Cypriniformes; Xenocyprididae. The annotation marks the transcript as partial. The record is from RefSeq and is a predicted model, not a curated record.